Molecule: messenger RNA, 2466 nt
Organism: Trichoderma gamsii
Lineage: Eukaryota; Fungi; Ascomycota; Sordariomycetes; Hypocreales; Hypocreaceae
Exons: 2
Coding region: 1-2466 (821 amino acids)
Source: RefSeq, a predicted model, not a curated record
AUGCGUCUCGUCUCUUUUACUGCGGCCGCUGGGCUGCUGUCUGUGGCGACUGCUCAGGCAAACCAGGUGAAAGAAGCCACUAAUCAGGCCAAGAGUCCUUUUGACAAGAGGCUCUUGCAGGCCACGUGUGCCACUCUGAGCAUCACCACUACCACGACGGUGACUCACGAGACGACAAUCUUUGUGACUCCCACGGCUCAGCUUACUGUUUCUACUACGGGGACCACUACGGUGACGAUAACUGAACCAUUUGUCCCGCCGCCGUAUUCGCCGCCUCCUGGAGGCCAGAGCAGUUCUCCCACUGCCCGUCAAUCGUCUACUCCUGGCGGACCUGGCAACUCUGUCCCUACGCCUGGAUCUUCAACGUCUGGACCUCCAGGAGGUCAGUUCUUGACGUCGUCUUCUGUUAGUACCGCGAGAAGCAGCAGCAGCAGCUUUUUCCCCUUAUCUGCUUCUACCUCGUCCACCAGGGGUGACCCUCCCGCUGGGUCUUCUACUCCUGCUGGUGGACAGUCGUCAACCGGCGCUCGUUCCUCCACUCCUCCUGGCGGACAGUCAUCUACUGGCUCUCGCUCUUCUACUCCCCCGGGAGGACAGUCAUCUACUGGCUCUCGCUCUUCUACUCCCCCGGGAGGACAGUCAUCUACUGGCUCUCGCUCUUCUACUCCUCCUGGUGGACAGUCAUCCACUGGCUCUCGUUCUUCCACCCCUCCGGGAGGACAAUCAUCCACGUCUUCUGGGCCCCCAGGAGGUCAGUUCUUGACAUCUUCCAGCUCUGUGAGCAGUGGCAGCUCGUCUUCUACUCGAAGCGUUCCGCCUGGCUCUGCUACUACCUCGCGCACUGCCUCGUCGACUGCUCCUCCUAAUGGUUCGUCCACCUCUCCAGGUGGAAAAUCAUCCACUGGCUCUGUGCCUCCGGGAGGACAGUCGUCCACCUCUUCUACUCCUCCAGGUGGCCAGUUCUUGACAUCUUCUACUCCCCCGGCAGGACAGUCAUCCGCGUAUCCCACUCCCCCGAGUGGCCAGUCAUCCACAUCAUCCACCCCUCCAGGUGGCCAGUUCUUGACAUCUUCGAGCACCGUCAGCAGUGGUAGCAAGUCUUCCACUGGAAGCGUCCCUCCUAGCUCUGCUACCACUUCGCGCACUGCUUCAUCAACUGCACCUCCCAGCGGCUCCUCUACUCCUCCUGGACAGUCGUCCACUGGCAUUGGGUCUUCCAGCAGUACCGCCGCCUCUUCGUCGAGCACUUCUUCUGGUCCUCCAGGCGGUCAGUUCCUGACUUCCUCCAGCACUGUGAGCAGCACCGCAUCCACUACUGGAAUCCUGUCUUCCCAGUCUACCAGCGCUAGCACCUCUGGCACUGCGUCUACCACCUCUUCAGGACCACCAGGCGGCCAGUUCGUGACGUCGUCCACCUCCAUUGGAGUCUCCUCGACGACUGCUCCUCCUGACACGGAUGACUGCGACCCUACAGAAAGCACCACCAGUGCCUCUGUGAGCUCCACCUCGGGACCACCAGGCGGUCAGUUCGUGACCUCCUCCAGCACUGUCAGCAGUACCGCGUCCAUCUCUACCCAGUCUACCAGGGCUAGCACUUCUGGUACUGCGUCAACCACUUCUUCAGGCCCGCCAGGCGGUCAGUUCUUGACGUCGUCUACUUCCGUUACGGCUUCAUCCACAACUGCGUCUUCAAGCUCCAUUGUUCCUUUCCAGUCUGACACCUCCUCUGGGCCGCCAGGCGGGCAGUUCUUGACCUCCUCCAGCACUGUCAGCAGCACCGCCAGCAGCACCGCGUCAACCACUUCUUCUGGACCACCAGGCGGUCAAUUCUUGACGUCGUCCACCUCCAACACUGCCACCAUCACUGUCGCCACGCCAACUGACGGUGGCGAUGACUGUGAUCCCACAGACAGCAUCACCCUUACCUCCACCCGAACUGAGACAAACACCCAGACCUCCACCGGUAGUGUGCCCACCAGCACCACCACCUCGUUCUCAGUCCCUGGAGGAGCCUUCAAUGACCACACCAGAUCCACCACCAUCACCGCCACUAGCUCCCUUCCCGCUGACCCAACAGGCACAUCAACACCUGGCGGCGACGGCGAUGACUGUGAUGAUUAUGCACCUCCUGGUGGCCCGUUAACCAUUCCUGGCGCUGGAAACCCUACCACCGCGAUCAGCAUCCCGACUGUAACGAGUACGCCUCUCCCUGGCGGUGGUAACGGAGGCCUACCCCCCUUCAGCAUCAGCAUCCCUGGCAAUGGAGGCUUGCCACCCUUCAGCAUCAGCAUCCCGGGCCUACCACCCUUCAGUAUCCCACCCUUCACUCUCCCCAUCAGCAUCCCCACCACGUUCGCAACCCUCCCUCGCCCGAGCCUCACUCUUCCUUCUGGUCCUGGAGCCACUGGUCCCCCCGGCGGCAACCCCCCUGGCAAUGGAGGUACCGGUGACGACGGCGACUGCUAA